AUGGCCCUACUCUGGCAAGCAAAGCCCGGGUGCCCUGUUCAUCUGCGGGAUACGGUUGAGCGCUUCGUCAACGAUAGAGACCCUGCCUGGCGCCUCCCCCCUACUCGUAAAGGAGAGGUAUUCGACUCAUUCGAUCAGUGCCAGGAGCGUUUAAACGUAUUCGCAAUGGUUGAGGGUUUCGCAGUAACUAUUCGAGGCGCCGGAGACCCUCGAAAUCCGUGGUUAUCGAAGACCUCCCUAGGCGUUGGGGUCAAUAAGAAGGAGGGAGGGAAGGACCGUACGCGCGCUUCGAGCUCUGCUUUGAUAUGCUCUGGGGGCGCUUCUACUGCGGCAGAGAUACCCCAAUUUGGCUCUAGAGACGUUUCUGUUGUGACAGGGCAGCAGAAUGAGAUACUCAUCAUCAGAGCAACGCCGCCGCCGCCCACAGAGGAGUCAGUUGCUAGGGUAACGCCGUUACCAUUCAAGGAUAGCCUGCCUGCACCCGAGGAGGAGGAGGAGGAGGAGGAGGAGGAGGAGGAGGAGGAGAAUCCAUUCAUUCUACCCGCCUCAACAGCUCCUGCUCUACUGCAGACGAAUGCACGGCCAAAACGGGCUAGAGGACCUACUCUGGACUACAAGGCUAUGCACGAGGGCAAGCAGGAUCAGCCAAAACGAGGCAAAUAG
Endocarpon pusillum Z07020 is the source of this 663-nucleotide messenger RNA. RefSeq lists its product as uncharacterized. The coding region runs from base 1 to 663 and encodes 220 amino acids. The record is from RefSeq and is a predicted model, not a curated record. The transcript is spliced from 2 exons. Lineage: Eukaryota; Fungi; Ascomycota; Eurotiomycetes; Verrucariales; Verrucariaceae.